CGCGCCCCGCCUUGGCGAAGGGGCUUGUGGGAAUUGUAGUCCCAGGCCGAGCAAGGGGAAGAUGGCGGUGCCCAAGGCCGCGGUGGCGCUGCGGCACGUGAAGAGCGUCGUGGUCCGGUUCUGCCCUUUCCAGACCAACGUGGAAACCACACGAAUAUUUCUUGAACGUGUAAACAGUAAAAAAGCUCGUGCCUCCAAUAUCAACUGUGUAGUGACAACAGAUGUAAGGCACGAUGGAUCUGAACCAGUUGUAGACAUCAUGUUUGCUGAUGGAGACAGAUUGAUAAUGAAAGGAGCCAACUUGACAGCAGCAGAAAUGUUAUCAGCUUUCAACUCCAGAUGCAUAGCAAAAGACCUUAAGGCAGAAGAGAAAACUAAGAAAAAGAGUGCUUGAAGAUCAAAGAAACAAUUAUGUUUAAAAUUGUUUAGGCAUUUGAAAAGCAGUGAGCAGCUUUUGUCAUCAGAACUACAUAGGAAACUUCACUGAUAACUGACAUGAAAUCUUAAAAAGAGAUAUGGACAAAAUGCUCGCCAGUUCAACAUACAGCUGAAUGAUUCGUAUAAAUAUAUAUUUUUCCUGAGGAAAAUAUAAUGGAGAAGCUAAAAUCAUUAACUCUGGCAGGGUUGGCAAGUCUUGGAUGCACAAAUAAAUUCCUCUAGCCAUAUACACAAACCAUCAAUCUCUUGACCAUGCACACACUGGAUCAAUGCCAUGCCUAUUUGUAUAUUAAUACGAAUAAUGAAGAUGAGCCUAAUAAAUUUGUUACAAGUGGAAAAAUUAA
This is a messenger RNA of Caretta caretta (loggerhead turtle), 782 nucleotides long. It is a transcript of the gene MRPL53, whose product is annotated as mitochondrial ribosomal protein L53. The record is from RefSeq and is a predicted model, not a curated record. Lineage: Eukaryota; Metazoa; Chordata; Testudines; Cheloniidae. Gene Ontology annotation, cellular component: mitochondrial large ribosomal subunit.